Triplophysa rosa is the source of this 4064-nucleotide messenger RNA. It is a transcript of the gene pals1b, whose product is annotated as protein associated with LIN7 1, MAGUK p55 family member b. The transcript is spliced from 12 exons. The record is from RefSeq and is a predicted model, not a curated record. Gene Ontology annotation, molecular function: protein binding. Gene Ontology annotation, cellular component: adherens junction; plasma membrane. Bases 1169 to 2635 code for a protein of 488 amino acids. Gene Ontology annotation, biological process: morphogenesis of an epithelial sheet; generation of neurons; establishment or maintenance of polarity of embryonic epithelium. NCBI's taxonomy places the organism in Eukaryota, Metazoa, Chordata, Actinopteri, Cypriniformes, Nemacheilidae.
GUGUGAGACACGGAUAAAUACGUCAUGAUAUUUACACUGAUUUGAUUCAUUUGGAUUUAUUCAAACAUGGUUACUAAACUUUCACUGAAAUAAAACCAAGGUUCAUUUUUUUAGCUUCCCAGACGUUUCAUGCUGUUCAUUUUUGUCGGAAAGCAAAUUAUAUCUAAAACUAAGCUAUAUGUGAUGAUAAAAAGGGUUUUGAUCAUAAGAAGACCGUGAGAGAGGUGAGAUUUUAAAGACCUGUACGUGGACGGAGAUGUCAGGUGUAAACGGGAUUACUGAACUCUAAUCCGCUUUAAUCUCGGACACCUGAACUGUGGACACUCACAUGUCCACUGGACCUGACUGAAAACACCACUGGAAUUUAUUAUUUUAGCAUCAACAGCUCAACACAUCUUGUCUCUUUUACAGUGAGAUUUAACAGAAGAGGACAGACGGAGUCACAGAGGUGACAGCGCUGACACAGAACCUCGCCUCUCAACAUGACACAGAGAUCCAAUGAAGGCAUCGAUAAUCCCACUUUUGAUGGAAUGGAUGUUGUCAAGGAAACCAAGACAGGUGAGAGGAACUAAAUGUCAUGAUACAGAAUAUUUGGGAUUAAACGAUUGACAGUAUUAAGAGGUUCUGGGUCCAUUUUUUUCUGCUUAUCCUUCAGUUCUUUCAAUGAAUGACAGCCACAAAAAUGUGUAUACAAAAAUACUUCACAAAUAUUUCUAUUAUCUUGAUUAUAAGCAACGCAGACAGCAUGGUUAAUGUAUUUCUUAUUCAACUCUGUUAAAUCACUUUUUUUUUUAAAUAUGUACUAAAAAAGAAAAUCUAUUAUAUGGGUAAAAAAAGAUUUGUCUUGAAGAAUAAUAUAAAUGUCUGAGAUAAAAAACAAGUAGUUUCAUCAUUGUUUAGCAAACACUGACCCACAGACCCAAACACCUCACAAGGGUUAAAAAUGAAGGGAUUGCAUUAGUACAAAAUGCAAAGACAUGGAAACAAUGCUUAUGUUGUAAUUAUUGAACAUUGAAGUUACAACUUUCAGUCUAUCAAUGACCAAAAACUCUCUCUCUCUCUCUCUCUCUCUCUCUCUCUCUCAGAGCUGGAGGAUUUGUUGGUCUCUCUGCAGGAAUUAAAGGUUCAUCUGUCUGAUGUUGAGAGUCUGGAGGACGUUCAGCUGCUGAUGGAGCUUCUUCUCCAUACAGAUUUCCAGCAGGCCUUUCGCAUGCACCGCAGCGUCGCUCUGAGCACGAGACGCCUCCACCCGCCUCACCCGCUCACCGCACACGCCCGACACCUCAGAGACGAGGUGGAAAGUGUUUUACAGUCGAGUAAACAAAAUGAAGCUACAGAACUAACAGGACUAUUGAGUUCGCCACACCUACAGGCUCUGAUGGAAGCUCAUGAUUGUAUAGCCGAGGAGGAUUUUAAUGAGGACUCCAAUGAAAUCGUGGAGGCACGUGGAAAGGGCACAAAACUGGUGUGUCUGGAGAAAAAUCGUGACAUGCCUCUGGGUGUGACGGUUCGAAACGAUCAUGACUGUGUGAUCAUCAGUCGGGUGGUCCGUGGUGGGACGGCAGAGAAAAGCGGUCUCCUCAGUGAGGGGGAUGAAAUCCUGCAGAUCAACGGCGUCUCGGUCCGUGGAAAAAGCGUCAAUGAUGUCCACAACAUCCUGUCCAGCAUGCACGGACCCCUCACGAUUCUGAUCAACCCCAACUCUCAAACCAAACCGACGUCUCACAGACAGACUUUGAUGCACGUGAAAGCGAACUUUACCUACGACCCAUCCGAUGACCCAUACGUGCCGUGCAGAGAACUGGCUCUGUCCUUUCGUCAGGGAGACGUCCUUCAUGUCAUCAGUCAGGACGACCCAAACUGGUGGCAGGCGUACAGAGACGCAGAUGAGAACCACAAACCCCUCGCUGGCCUCAUACCCGGUAAGAGCUCUCAACAGCAAAGAGAAGCCCUAAAGAAAACGAUUACAGACAAGAAUCAGGAACAUCGAGGGAAACUUUGGUGCUCAAAGAAAUAUAAAAAGCAGAGAAAAAAAACCUUGGAUAACCCCGAUAAUGUGCAUUGCAGUGAUGAUAUUCUGACCUAUGAAGAGGUGGCAUUAUACCACCAGCCCCUUCACCGCAGACGUGCCAUCGUUCUGGUCGGCCCACCAAACAGGGGGCAGGAUGAGUUGAGACGGACACUGUUGUCCUUAGAGCCCGGACGAUUCGCUGGCGCUGUUCCGCACACCACACGAAGCCCCCGUGCUCAUGAGGUCAGCGGAAGGGAGUACAACUUUGUGUCAAGGCAGAGCUUUGAAUCUGACCUGACUUCAGGAAAGUUCAUUGAGUCUGGAGAGUUUGACCAGAACCUGUACGGCACAAACACAGAUUCAGUCAGACAGAUUAUCAACUCGGGAAAAAUCUGUCUGCUGUGCCUGCAACCCAGGUGUCUUCAAAUCGUACGUUCCUCUGAUCUGAAACCGUACAUCAUCUUCAUCAGACCUCCUCCUCCUCCUCCUGCAGCCCCACAACAGCGACUCCCUACCCGCCUGACCAAAGGAGGAAAGAAACACCAGGUACGUUUGUUUUCCUCAGGGAUGUACAGCUCGUGUUGUGUCAAACAUCAUACAUCAGUGUCAGAAACUGAUCAUUAGAAAAACAUUUGAAUCAUUACCUUCAAUGGUUACAUUGAAACAAAACGUCUGAAUGUAUGAUCGCAUUUCUCUGAUGUGAUGGUGUGCAGGCAGAUAUGCUAUGAGAACAGCUAUGGUCACUUAUUUGAUGCCGUCAUUACAAACAGCGACCUAAACAGAAGCGUUUUCGAGCUGUUGAAACUUGUUAACCAACUCGACACAGAGCCGCAGUGGGUUCCUUAUUCCUGGGUGUGCUGAAGGGCAUUUACUGACUCCAGAACAGUUUUUAUGUUUCAAUGUUCAAGACUAAAGACGAGUUUCGUUGUUUUGUCCAGCUUUAUUGGAAACAAUUGUUUGGAGAUUUGAGACCGGGUAUGUUCAACAUCGUGUCAUGAAUCAGAAAUUAUAAUGAAUGUAAUUUUACGAUUCACUCAUUUUGACACAAAAUUGGAUUCAGAAUGAGUUAAUUUAAUUCAGGGAUUGUAGCUGAUAAGGUCAUAAACUGGUGUAUUGGAAACAUUUAUCACACAGUUUGACUGUGAAGUGUGAAAUAUACUGGUGUUCUGAACACACGAGACAGUAUAGACUUUUUCACUGUUUAAUGGGGAUUUGCACAUUAUGAUUUUAGUGAUUUUGCUUUACUUUCUCAUGCUGGAAAAAUCUGCUACAAAAUUAUUCAGUAUUUCACAGAAGACGUUAGUACAGUUGUACUGUUAAAACUACUGUUCACUGUACAAAAAUGGCAAAAUGUACAGUAAUCAUUGAUCAUGCUCCCACAAUACAGUAUUACAUUGUAAAAAUAAUAUUAAUUUAUUAGUUACAUUUACAAACGUAUGUUUACUCUGUACCAAUAAUAUCAUAUUUAGGAGCAGUUUUGUGGAAUUUUAAAAAUUCCUUCGUUUGUUCUGUCUGUAAAAUAAACCAUGAUGCAGUUUUAACUCUUUUAACUGUUUGUGUGAUGAAUACAUCAUUUUACAAGAUCUAUGCCAAAGUGGUGAAAAUAUUAAAAAUUAAGUUUAAUUUGUUAAUAUUAUUUCAUGCAUCAGCUAUGAUAAACUAAGCGUAAACAUUUCUACAGAAUUUAUCCACGUUCAACUUGUUCAUUUAUAAAUAUACUACUAUUCUAAUAAUCUACUAUUGUGUUUCUUUAUAAUGCAUUCGUGUUAAUUUAUAGAAUUUGAAAUGUGCACAGUUGUGUUGCUGUGUGUAGAUGUUAAUUAAUAUUAAAGAUUAAUAAAUGCAGUAAAGCAUUGUUCCAUUAUUUUAUGGAUUGGUAACGCAAAUGCAAGUUUGUGUAACAGAAGCUCUACAGAACUCAGGUUUAGUAAAGCGUCCCAGAAAAAAAUGAGCCAUCAUAUAUUGAGCCUUCAUUUUGAAAGGUAAGCAAAUGUAAUUAUAUUCAUGAUAAAUUCUUAUAAAAAUGGAUGUUUAUAUGCGACCAAUAACUAUU